This is a messenger RNA of Helobdella robusta, 579 nucleotides long. RefSeq lists its product as hypothetical. Gene Ontology annotation, biological process: proteolysis; extracellular matrix organization; collagen catabolic process. The record is from RefSeq and is a predicted model, not a curated record. Lineage: Eukaryota; Metazoa; Annelida; Clitellata; Rhynchobdellida; Glossiphoniidae. The annotation marks the transcript as partial. Gene Ontology annotation, cellular component: extracellular matrix. The transcript is spliced from 4 exons. Gene Ontology annotation, molecular function: zinc ion binding; metalloendopeptidase activity.
GGCGUUCUUGACAAAGCAACACUUGCAAUGAUGGAGACUCCGAGAUGUUCCAUGCCUGACAUGGACUCAAGCGAAGGCAGAGCAAAACGAUUCGCUAUUGUUUCCAAAUGGAGAAAAUAUGUUUUGGACUACAAAAUAUUUAACUACCCAACAAAUGUUUUGGACUUGGUUCCAGAGGAUAUAGACCAAAUCAUUGCCCAGGCAUGGAGGAUUUGGUCUGACAAAGCAAAGAAACUUUCGUUUCCUAUUUCAAGCUCCCAAACUCCCACCAUAAGCAUUCGAUUUGUGGGAGGAGAUCACGGCGACAAAUAUCCAUUUGAUGGACCAGGCAAAAUUUUGGCUCAUGCUUUCUAUCCACAAAACGGUAAUGCCCAUUUCGAUGAUUCAGAAACUUGGAGUGACGGACAAGAAAAUGGAAAAAAUUUGGCCUGGGUAGCCUCCCAUGAAUUUGGUCAUGCUCUCGGCUUAGGACACUCCACUGUUUCGACAGCCCUGAUGUACCCAUACUACACUGGCUACAAAGAAAUUGUUCUCGACAAUGAUGACAUCAAUGGAAUUCUGAGCAUUUAUCCCAACUGA